CAUGUUUACCCUUCCAUGUCUCCCUUUCUCAGUUCUCGCGAGCUCCCCCCUUCGUCAAUCUCCCUCCUCUUAAAUCGCUUCUCUCUGUUUCUUCCAGUUUGUCCGAUCAAUCGUCCCUUCCCUCAAUCUUCCUUUGCUUCGCUGCUUCAAGGAAAGUACAUCUGUCAGUGUCUUGAGGCAUUAAUAAGCAAAGUUGUCCACAAUCAUGAUAGAGAGUUUAUUGAGGUUGCUGUCCACGCACAGACCAGAUCCUAAGUAAAUCGUUUGGCAUUGUCCCUUUGAGCGCCAAAGGAAAUAUUCAAACUAUCCAGUUGACCCAUGCAGUGGUGCAGAGACGACCAUGAGGUUGGUAGGAAAAUGUCUUAACCUGUCAAUUCAUAAGAAUUUUCUGACCUGCAAUAAAAUUGGUUUCCACCCUCGAGUUCUGCACAAUGGUCCAGACACGGUAGCUGAACUCUUAGACAGACAUGUGGUUAAGAAAGAAAAGUCCUUCGAUGAUGAAGAGGAUGAGUUGAUAACCCAGCGACGCCUCACCACCACUCGGCGUGAGGCUCUUAGUCUCUAUAGAGACAUUCUCCGGGCAACUCGGUUCUUUAUGUGGCCAGAUUCUCGAGGUGUCUUGUGGCGAGAUGUUCUCAGGCAGAAUGCACGAAAGGAGUUUGAGGAUGCCCGUUAUGAGUCUGAUCCAGAAAUAGUGACCCGACUUCUCAUUGGUGGGCGCGAUGCAGUGCAAUCAGCUCUUGACAAGCUUGCUGAGAAGCAGAUGCAGGAGAUUGAUAAGAAACAAAAUGGUCGAGAUCAACUCUGAUUUAUUACAUGGAUUGACAUUUGGGCUAUAUCAGAAAGGAACUGGAUUGGUUUCUAAGAAAAUGAAGGUAAAAUGAAAUGCAGAAAUUGAAUUAAUUUUUUAUAUUGGGUUGCUGGAACUCCUUUAGCUUGUAUAGACGGUGGCAAUCCUGAAGUGAGUCCUUAGAUGUGAUGUUCUGAACUGUCAACUGCUGCACAGACGAUCUAGCCUAAGUAGCUUCAAGAAAUAAACCUCUUUUAUUAAAGUGAUAAAUUGUUUCAUACAAGAAGGGAAAACUCCUUAGAAUUUUAUGACAAGUGGGGUAAAAAGGGAAUUAACUUAAAAUAUCACCCAGUUACCUAAUUAACCCGAAUCUUCUUACACCAAAAGAUUUCUAAACCCACAGCCAUAAUUAUUGGGUAUCACGUAUUGCUUGACAAAUUCAUCAGCUUUCUCUGAUGUUGGUUAGUAGUAGUUCCAUGUGCUCCAUAUCUUUAGUAUUUAGUAACAAGUUCAUCAAUUUUUUACUUUAAUGCAAUAUCGAUCUCUGGAUACCACAAUGCAUUAUUGUUUCAAGCUAUGAAGCAUAGAUAUGGAUACGUUGAAAGAUGCAUCAUUUUUUAUAUAUUAUUUUAAUAUAUAUUUCUAAAAAAUGAUGAUACUGAUA
This is a messenger RNA of Benincasa hispida (wax gourd), 1454 nucleotides long. RefSeq lists its product as uncharacterized. Gene Ontology annotation, biological process: mitochondrial respiratory chain complex III assembly. The record is from RefSeq and is a predicted model, not a curated record. Lineage: Eukaryota; Viridiplantae; Streptophyta; Magnoliopsida; Cucurbitales; Cucurbitaceae.